This is a messenger RNA of Podarcis raffonei (Aeolian wall lizard), 2430 nucleotides long. RefSeq names its product coiled-coil domain containing 68 (gene CCDC68). Gene Ontology annotation, cellular component: intracellular anatomical structure. The record is from RefSeq and is a predicted model, not a curated record. Gene Ontology annotation, biological process: intracellular signal transduction. The transcript has 12 exons. Lineage: Eukaryota; Metazoa; Chordata; Lepidosauria; Squamata; Lacertidae. The coding region runs from base 288 to 1328 and encodes 346 amino acids.
CGAUCCGCCUCGUGGAAGAGACUGCGCCGCUUCCAGGUUCGCCUGCUCCCGGGGGCGGGUGGCAGGGAGGAGCCAGCGCCGUAGGUGUUUGGGAAGAGCCGGGCAGGGACUCGGCAGGAGCCAAGAGCGGCGGAGACCCGAGGGAAUCGCUGCCCGGAGUGAAGCGCGCGCACACGAGGAGAUAACGCACUGGGUUCCUUUCAUCUCUCAACAUUUAUUGGAACUCUUGCUCACAGGAUUAUCAACAAUCAAUCAGCACUUCAGGAAAGUGUAGCGUCUCUUUCAACAUGACCUGUGCAAAUACAAGUCACCCAAAAGCCCGGAUAAUGACUACCACUCUAGUGGUGACACGCCGUGUUUUGAGAGAGGACAGGGGCACAGAGGGGAAUUUUCUCCUGUAUGGAUCCACUGCAUCUGAGGUGACUGAAGAAACUGAAUAUAUCAAACAGAUUAGAUCGACGCUAGCAAAAGUUCAGCCUCUGCUGUGUAGAAAUGACUCAAGCCAUGGUGUUGGAAACAUCAUGCUGGAUUCAAAGCCAUAUUCUGAAGGAUCUGAAUUGCGACCUGAUCACAACGCCCUCUCCUCCAGCUACAAGGAGACAGUGGAAAAGACGAACAAAGCAGAACAGGAACUGUCACGCGUGAAUAAAGAAAACGAAAUUUUAAAGAUCAAGCUUGACGCUUUGAGAGCAGUGGGCAUGGAGUCUAUGAAGAACAUGUCGCAUAAACUCCAGGAGGACUACAACAAGCGCUCGGAAGAGCUCAAGAAAAGGCAUGAAGGGGCUAUUCACGUAAUGAAGGCCCGCAAGCUAGAGCAAGAACAAAAGUUGCAGCAAAGCACGGACCACCUCAGUCAGCUGAAUGUGCAACUGCAUGAGAAGUAUGCCCAGAUUGAAGAACUGGAGAAACGGGUGCAAAGGAUGGAAGAGGAGAAGAAAACACUGAAAGAAAAGAAACGUUGUUUAAAGAAGAAACUACACGAGAUGAUGUCGAACGCUGAAGAUACCUCAAGCUGUGUGAAAGUUCAGACAGAGAUCUCAACACUUCAGGAGCAAAUUAGCCACUUGGAGCACAUGAUCCAUUCGCAGCACCAAAGCUUACACGGUGUGAUUCAACAGAUUGAAGAACUGAACAACGAACUGAAACAUCAAGAUGAAAGAAUAGAAGGGCUGAAAGAAAAGAUUGAGAUACUCCAAGCAAAGAACAAAGAACUAAAGUACAAAGUGGAAUUCUAUUCCAGCCAGUCGAGACCAAAGGCCUCUAAAGCUGUUUCAGCAAAGCUUGACGGAAGUACACCAUACACCAUGAUUUCCAGACGCCAUAAGUGAAGCAUCUCCAGGAAACACAGGCCAUUUUUUUUUUUGCAGAUCCACCGGAAGGAUCCCAGUUUUGUUGACUUCAUUUCAUGGAUUACUCUUCAAAAUAUGAUGCAUAGGAGAGAGAGAGAAGUCUACCCAACCUCCGCCCUCCAUCCAUCACAUCAUGUUUGGUCUUAUGUCAAUGCAGAUGGAACCACAGGAUGGCUGUCCAAUGAAAGAAGUGGAGUCAGAUUUGGAGGGGGAGCUUCAGGGGAGACUGGGCAGCUUCUUAUUUAUUUAUUUAUUUAUUGACUGUAGCUCUGUGGCUAUUCCCCACCAGUGAUGAAUGUUCACUGCCUUGACUCAUUAACUCAUGCAGAAUAAAUUUCAGAACAUUAUUCAUGCUGCAUGGAGGUCUGAUGAAGCUGAUCUUCACUAGGAAGAGGAAAAAGGUUAUUGCAUGCCCUUCACCUUGAAGUACCAGGGUGGGUUACAACAAUUUAACAUGCACCACAAAAACGGUUUAAAACAACUUGCCACCCCCAAAAUAGGGUGGAUCCUAAAAUUAAGCAUCCCGAGUGUCAAGUGCCAGGAGAAAAAGGUGCAUCUUCAGCAUUCAGUGCAGGUGCCAGAUGCCAUUCUGCAAGGAGGGACUUCCACAACUUAGGGGCUGCUGCAGAGAAUGUCCUCUCCUGGAUCACAGAUACACUCUGAAUUUCUGAGGGAGGUGGAACUGUGAAGAGAACUCCCUCUGCUGAUCUUAACACAAGAAGGUCCAUCGGAAAGAAGAUGUUUCAGAUAUGAGGACCCUAAGCUGUUUAGAGCUUUAAACGUAGGUGAGCAUCUUGAAUUGAACCCCAAAUCUAACUGGCAACUGUUGUAGCUUUUUAUUUUUUUUCAAAGGGGUUUUACAUUGUGAGGCCUUGUUUCUCCCAUAGUCACAGCCUUGUUGGAAUCAAGCAUGGCUCUGACUCCCAGCUUCUGCCUGCAGCCUGCUUUUUGCUCACUUCACACACAACUCUGGCCUUUGUCCUUCUCACUACCAGCCCGAUGAGGGAGGGGCCCUACCCAUUUGCCCUCUGGCACAAAGCAACUUCCCUUCUUAUACUAAUGACCAGUAAAGGUAAAGGUA